Molecule: messenger RNA, 3448 nt
Organism: Cylicocyclus nassatus
Lineage: Eukaryota; Metazoa; Nematoda; Chromadorea; Rhabditida; Strongylidae
Source: the annotation of a GenBank genome assembly
AUGUCAUUGUGGUUGCUUGCUCGUCUUCUGCUUGUGACUUGCUGUUUUGAUGCCAGUGCCGAAGACUCGCAAUUGCUCGCCUUCUCCAAACAGCUCAUUAGCCGAUUUGAGGAGCAGUCUAGGGCUGAAUUGCUCGUCGAGCCAUUUGACAACAUCAAAUCGAAUAUUCGAGUCAAAUCCGAGUAUCCGCAGGAGGCGCUGAACAGCGCAAAGAAGAAAUUAGAGCAACUGUUUGCCGAUAGGACUAGAGCUCUUCAGAAACUCACUCGAAGUGCUGAAGAAGCAGCCAGUUUUUAUACUGAGUACAAUGAUUCAAAGAACAUUUCACAAGACGAGUCGGUUUGCAUGAAAUUCGAACAGCUUCUGAAUGAAUCGGACGUUCGUGAAGCAUCCAACUCGGCCACCAAGACAUCCGGGGUACAUGUCAGCAUAGAAUCUUACCGAUGUGAUGCAAAAGUAAUCCGCGACUUCAGUUGGACUAGAGCUGAGAACGUUGAAAGGACUAUGGCCGAGAAUAAACGAGAUGAUGAAUCAAUGAGGCAUCAAUUCAUCGGCACCUACAGUGGCGUGACAAGGAUGUAUCCGAGACGACACUGGAGGAUCGAGCCGGCUCCAAUCACCAUCGACCUUUUUGAUCCAAAAUUUCGACCAUGGUUUGUGAAUGCUGAGUCGCCACCCAAGGACAUUGUCUUUCUUAUUGAUUACUCUGGUAGCGUUAAAGGACCAACAAUGCAUCUCAUAAAAAUCACAAUGAUGUACAUAUUGUCAACGCUCUCACCAAAUGACUUCUUCUUUGGUGUCUACUUCAAUUCUCAUUUUGCUCCAGUGUUGCCUUGUGCAAAUGGCACUUUUCUUCCUGCUACGACCAGCAAUAAAAAGAUUUUCUUUGAACGACUUGGUGAGAUUGAAGAAAAAGAUCAGGCACAUGUCUCUCCUCCGUUAAAAUUCUCCCUAGAUGCUUUGAAAGGGAACCUGAAUUCAAGCAACUCCGUAUUCAAGAAUUAUCGAUCCGGUGGUCAUAAGAUUCUUAUGUUGUUUACGGACGGACUCGAUGAGUGGCCUCAUGCUGUCUUGGACCAAGAACUUGAGCAUACUGAUGGAGACGUUAUAAGAAUAUUCGGAUUUUCGAUGGGCUACGGUACCGGACAAUUGCCAGUGUUACAUUGGAUGUCAUGCAUGUCUUUCGGAAAGUAUUCUGUAGUUGACUCGAUUAUGGAUGUAAAACCACAGUCAAGAGCAUUUUUGGAUCAUCUGUCAAAUGCUCUGGGACGCACGCUUGCGAACACAACUGUUGAGUCGAGGAGAAUCAGCUGGACUAAUCUCUAUAUGGAAGUGCAAGGCCUAGGACCUACAAUAACGAUUUCACUCCCAAUACUUUCUAAGCAAGAAGGAAUUUGGGCUGAUCAGAACUUGGCUGGAAUAGCUGGUAUCGACAUUGCCUUGUCAGAGCUAACCGAACGUCUACCCAAAGGAGAGCAAAUGUACGGAUUUAUCGCGGAUAACAAUGGAAUAAUCAUCUACCAUCCAAAGCUUAUCAUACCGACUACCGAAGUGCAUGCUGUCCGUCGUAGCGCUUGUUAUGAUGCGUCGCAGGUUCGCUUUCGAGCUGGUGCUGGGCUUAGGGUUCAAUAUGGGUUUAGCGAUCAGCGUGUAUAUCGACUUGUCGGUCUUAUUGAUAGUAUACCAACUAUUGAUUUGCUCGAGCUCGAAGGAAAUUCCAGUGCUGUGCGUCGUCUUCGACACGGCAUCAUAACAUCAGAAUGUGGAAGUGAAGCAAUUUUGGAUGGUGAUCGCGAAUACUACUGUGCCAAUCUCGAAGGAUCACCAUUUUCUGUAGUAAUUGUAAAUUCUGUAAAACGGCAGACUUUGGUAUAUGCCGAGAAGUUAAGCACGAUUGACACAGCGGACAAUUCACUAGUCAACUACUACUUAUCUAGCAGAACGAUUUGUGGUUGGAAGCUUGACCCACUGCCAGCCACAUCGCGAUUCGAUGCCCUGCAAGGGAUUGCUUGUGAAGAUGACCUCAGCCUACCAUUUGCGCUAACAAACGCGCUGAAGAAAUGGGCGGAGUCAUGGCCAGAAUACGAUAUGAGUGCGAAUUUCUCAUGUGAAGAUCUUGCGUUAACGUCGGAAUUUCCAAGGCGAUAUUUUAUCAACGCUUUUGUCCAUACUCGUUCACAGAUAGAAGUCUUCUUUCCGAGUUGUACAAAAUCCUAUAUGAAGGACGCGAUAGCAAAAUUCGACGAAGAAAGAGUUGAUAAAGAAGUUGGUGGUAGACCGCUACAGUUUGCGGUACGGAAUGAUGUCACAGUCGCGUACCGAUCGAUAACCGACCGCUACGAUAACCGAUUGGCUGUUUUUGGAGUCCAAUGGAGAAUGCCUUAUGUGAAUGCCUUAUUCACUAAUUGGACUCGAGCAAGCACGCAAUGGUCUGAUUGCAAGAAGAUGGACUGCCUCAUCAUAACAAAAAGUGGAUUUGUGCUAGCUUCUUCAACAAAAAGGCAACCGGCACCAUUGCCUCGAUUUGAUCCGCAACUAUUCACUAGUCUGGAGGAAAACCAUCUUGUAAAGACGACUACUUGGGUUGAUGCGCAAGCUGAGUGCAUGGCUAGUAGAGCGGCGCCAUGGUCCAGUCCUGCGCCAUAUCGUGCAAAUCCGUUUAAGGCAAUUUUCAACACUGUGGCAACGCUUAUAGGGAAAACGUUUUGGAUCGAUCUGUACUACUUGAUGACAUCGUUCGUUGCUGGCCAACCGUCAAUGUCGGGAGGAAUAUGUCGAUUUCAAAGAAUAAAGCCUGUCGAGAGGAGACGUAGCGCUGCCGAAAAUGAGGCCUACAAACGCUUCCUCGCAAUGUAUCCAUUGUCUGAUAAUUCUCAAAAGGAUCAUAGUCACAGGUGCUUUUUACGACACACCAACUACGAGAUGACUCUGAAUAUUUCGAGACAAAUACAGCUCAGUGACAUGAAAUGUGCCAGAUACGCAAGGGUUUAUCCUAUACCAGGAACGACACUGACUCUCAUACGUGCCGAUCGCGCUUGCCCUGGAUACAGAUCUAGGAAAAAAUAUUUUAUUCAGCCGCAGAGAUUGGUGAGUUGUGAAACGGUCACAUACUUCGAAAAAAGGAUACCUAUCCAGUUCAACAUUAGUGAAGAUCCAAAUAAGGGGCCCAUCUCCAAGUGCCCAAUCACCGAUUCUGGAGGCUCUGUCCAACGUUCAGUGCAAGUGCUAGCCUACACAGUCAUAAUGAGAUAUUUAUUGUAGGCUAGACUUUAUAAGAAAAUUUCACUUAUGACAGCGUACUACAAAAGUCUACGAAUACGUCACUUUUGCAUUACGAGUAUUGAGAUUUAAUGUACACAAUAUUGCAUAAAUUUCAUUGGUUCAGUGUAUUGCAUGUGCUAUAUCCAUUUCUGCGUUGAUUUUCAUAGUCUGACGUGUAGUAUAUCCA